UUUUAGAGGAAACCCACACACAUUGUUUUUUUCCUGUCCCCAGGGGACAGGGUCCUUCUAUCUGGCAGGCAAAAUUUGUGGACAGUUUUUUCAUCUCUCACUGCUCUUGUGUUUUUAUGAAGAGACUAGAAACCAAUGAGAGAGGCUGCCCAGGAGAGGAGGGAGGAUUGCCCCAAGACCCUCUGCAGACCUGGCCAGAUAGUCUAGGACCUACCAGAACAAAAUGGAAGGGCUUCCGAAGGCCGAAGAAGGUACCUUCCCUGCAGGCCGGGGAGACGGCGUCGUAACCCCAGGAUCAUCACCGUUGAGGAUCAUCCUGGUGGGCAAAACAGGCUGCGGGAAAAGCGCCACUGGGAACAGCAUCCUGCGCCAGCCAGUGUUUGAGUCCAAGCUGGCGGCCCAGCCGGUGACCAGGGCGUGCCAGGCGGAGAUGGGCACAUGGCACGGGAGGAACAUCCUGGUGGUGGAUACACCCUCCAUCUUUGAGGCCCAGGCCCAGGACACGUGCAAGGACAUCGGGGACUGCUACCUGCUCUCGGCCCCGGGGCCCCACGUGCUGCUCCUGGUGACCCAGCUGGGGCGUUUCACGGCCCAGGACACGGCGGCCGUGAGGAGGGUGAAGGAGGUGUUUGGGGCAGGGGCCAUGAGACACGCGGUCAUCCUCUUCACCCACAAGGAGGACCUGGGGGGCGAGCCCCUGAGCGACUACGUGGCGGGCACGGACAACCGCAGCCUGCAGGGGCUGGUGCGGGAGUGCGGGAGGCGGUACUGCGGCUUCAACAACCGGGCGGGCGGCCAGGAGCAGGAGUGGCAGCUGGCGGAGCUCAUGGCCCUGGUGGAGAGGCUGCAGCGGGAGUGCGAGGGCUCCUUCCACACCAACGGCCUCUUCCUCGAGGCCCAGAUGCUCCGGCGACGCAGGGACGGUGCCUGCCACGAAGACCAUGGAGCCUACGGGCAGUACCUGGCCAAGGUGAAGCAGCAGGUGGAGAAGCACAAGCGGGAGCUGAGGGAGGAGGAGAGGAACUGGGUGUGCAAGGCGCUCCUCAGGGUCGAACACUGGGUGGCUUUGCAUUAUGAGACUUGGUUCGUUGUUGUUUGGUGCAGCUUACUAAUUAUUCUUAUUUUCCUAAUCAUCUUUCACCAUCUUUAAUGCUUUGUAUUUUAGAGCAUUUCUGAAGUAUCACCUCCUGGCUUCAUUGUUCUAAGCCAGACGUCCUCAAACUACGGCCCUCGGGCCACAUGCGGGUGUUUUUGCCCG
Microcebus murinus (gray mouse lemur) is the source of this 1258-nucleotide messenger RNA. RefSeq names its product GTPase IMAP family member 5. NCBI's taxonomy places the organism in Eukaryota, Metazoa, Chordata, Mammalia, Primates, Cheirogaleidae. The record is from RefSeq and is a predicted model, not a curated record. Gene Ontology annotation, molecular function: GTP binding.